Messenger RNA from Lathyrus sativus (Indian pea), 249 nucleotides. NCBI's taxonomy places the organism in Eukaryota, Viridiplantae, Streptophyta, Magnoliopsida, Fabales, Fabaceae. The record is from the annotation of a GenBank genome assembly.
AUGAGAGAUGGAAGACACUUGAGAUGUGUUCAUAACAAUCCUCAGGGAAGUCAUCUUCCGGAUUAUUCACCAUACCCCGCUAUUGUUUUGAAGAUGGAAGACGAGAUCGGUCUACUUCUUCCUAUAAUUGUUUUGGAGAUGCCAAGCGUCUUACUAAUGGCAGCAGUUCGCAACGUUCCAAUUGCUAGGCCUACUUUAUACCAAGCAGUGAUGGAGAUGAUUGAUAAAAUGCGUUACCAGGAGUUAUGA